Ogataea philodendri is the source of this 1233-nucleotide messenger RNA. RefSeq lists its product as uncharacterized. NCBI's taxonomy places the organism in Eukaryota, Fungi, Ascomycota, Pichiomycetes, Pichiales, Pichiaceae. The coding region runs from base 1 to 1233 and encodes 410 amino acids. Gene Ontology annotation, biological process: translation; maturation of SSU-rRNA from tricistronic rRNA transcript (SSU-rRNA, 5.8S rRNA, LSU-rRNA). Gene Ontology annotation, cellular component: ribosome; cytosolic small ribosomal subunit. The transcript has 2 exons. The record is from RefSeq and is a predicted model, not a curated record. Gene Ontology annotation, molecular function: structural constituent of ribosome.
AUGGCUUACAAACAGGCGUACAAGCGAUUGACAAAAGAAUAUAAACAGAUCCAGGAAAACCCGCCGCCGUACAUUCUGUGCCGGCCGUUGGAGGAGAACAUCCUGGAGUGGCAUUACGUGAUCACCGGUCCGCCAGGAACCCCGUACGAGAAUGGGCAGUACCAUGGUCUGGUGGUGUUCCCUCCCGAGUACCCGUUCAGACCGCCUGCAAUCAAGAUGAUCACGCCGUCGGGCCGGUUCCAAGUGAACACGCGGAUCUGUUUGAGCAUGAGCGACUUCCACGAGGACUCGUGGAACCCGUCGUGGUCCGUGUCUACGAUCGUGACCGGGCUGCUGUCGUUUAUGACGGGCGACGAGCACACUACAGGAAGCGUUGUGACUUCGGAGCGAACUAAGCGGGAAUUGGCAUUAAAGUCUAGAGCGUACAACCUUGCGGACGCCAAUUUCGCCCAUGUGUUUCCUGAUCUGGUGCAAGAGUACAAAACGUACCAGGCUCCGGAACAGCCAAACGGGCAGGUCGCGACACCAGUGGCGCACAACGUCGACGACCUUCAGGACGUGCAGGACCCGGAGGACCGUGUGCGACUGCAGCAGCUGAAAACACAGACCGAGCAGCACACACAGCCGUCGCACCCCGGGUGGGGGGCGGAUUCUCGUCACAAGAGAGCUGCUACCGGUGCUAAAAGAGCCCAGUUCAGAAAGAAGAGAAAGUUUGAGUUGGGAAGACAAGGCGCCAACACCAAGAUCGGCACCAAAAGAAUCCACUCCGUCAGAACCAGAGGUGGAAAUGUCAAGUACAGAGCUUUGAGAAUCGAGACCGGCAACUUCUCGUGGGCUUCCGAGGGAGUCUCCAGAAAGACCAGAGUGUCUGGUGUGGUGUACCACCCAUCGAACAACGAAUUGGUGAGAACCAACACAUUGACCAAGUCGGCUAUUGUGCAAAUCGACGCUACUCCUUUCAAACAAUACUUUGAGCAACACUACGGUAUUACUCUUGGAAAGAAGGCCAAGACUGCUGAGGAAGAGACCAAGAAGAGCAACAAGCUGCAAAGAAAGCUUGCUGCCCGUGCUGGUGAGUCCAAGAUCGAGGCUGCUGUUUCUGCCCAGUUCGGUUCUGGUAAGCUUUACGCUGCCAUCUCCUCUAGACCAGGUCAAUCUGGAAGAUGCGAUGGUUACAUUUUGGAAGGUGAGGAGUUGGCUUUCUACUUGAGAAGACUGACUGCUAAGAAAUAA